AUGUCAGACCUUUUUGUUCAACUUUCUGCUCCAAACGGCUGCACAUGGUUGCAGCCAACAGGUCUUUUCAUCAACAAUGAAUGGGUCAAGUCGUCCAACGGCCAUAAGAUCGCCAGCAUCAAUCCUGCAACUUCAGAAGAAAUUAUCUCUGUCUAUGGAGCUACCGCAGAGGAUGUUGACAAAGCUGUCAAGGCCGCUAGGGCUGCCCUGACAGACCCUACCUGGAGGGAUCUCUCCGGAUUGGAGCGAGGAAAACUGAUGAGUCGACUGGCGAAGCUCAUCGAGGACAACCGGGAGACACUUGCUACGAUUGAUACCAUCGACAACGGGAAGCCUUAUACGGUUGCCUUGAACGAAGAUCUUACCGAGACAGCCGAGACCAUUCGAUACUAUUCCGGUUUCGCAGACAAAGUGUUCGGCCAGGUGAUUCCAACAAAUGCAGACAAAUUUGCAUACACCGUGCGAGAGCCGGUUGGGGUUUGUGGACAGAUCAUCCCAUGGAACUACCCCCUUGCUAUGGCAGCGUGGAAACUAGGGCCUGCGUUGGCGUGUGGCAACACCGUCGUCUUGAAGCCCGCCGAGCAAACGCCUCUCUCUGCUCUUUUUCUGGCCAAUCUGAUUGUGGAAGCUGGGUUCCCACCCGGCGUAGUAAACAUUGUCAAUGGAUACGGAUCAAUCGCGGGUGCCGCGCUUGCGUCUCACAUGGAGGUCGAUAAAAUCGCUUUCACUGGAAGCACCGAGACCGCGAGGCAUAUCAUGAAAAUGGCAAGUGGGAAUCUGAAAAAUAUCACCAUGGAGACUGGAGGUAAAAGCCCUCUGAUCGUGUUCAACGACGCCGAUCUAACGGAGGCCGUGAAAUGGGCUCAUUGGGGCAUCAUGUCCAACCAGGGACAGGCCCAGGUGAAGAACGUCUCCAAGGUCGGUGAUCCUUUUGACGCUAGUACCUUCCAAGGCCCUCAGGUGACCCGAGCUCAAUAUGACCGCGUCAUGUCCUAUGUUCGCAUGGGACAGGCAGAGAAAGCCACCCUGCUAUGCGGUGGCAAACCAGUCAAGGAUAUCGGGAAUGGAAAAGGCUUCUACAUCGAGCCCACAGUCUUCACGGAUGUCUCCCCCGAGAUGCGCAUCUACAGAGAAGAGAUCUUUGGUCCCGUCGCGGUAAUUGCUCGCUUCGCCACCGAUGAGGAGGCAAUCAGGAUGGCAAAUGACAGUACUUAUGGACUAGGAGGUGCUAUUUUCACGACAAAUCUGACGCGUGCCCAUCAAGUCGCGGGUAGGGUUGAGGCUGGUACGGUGUGGAUCAAUUUCAGUAACGUUGGGGAUUGGCGUGUCCCAUUUGGCGGCGUUAAGCAGAGCGGUAUUGGUCGUGAACUGGGACAAGCUGGUCUCGAUGAAUAUACGAACAUUAAGGCUGUUCAUGUCAAUGUCCAGUCUAAGCUAUGA
Messenger RNA from Aspergillus saccharolyticus JOP 1030-1, 1440 nucleotides. RefSeq names its product aldehyde dehydrogenase. The transcript is spliced from 4 exons. The coding region runs from base 1 to 1440 and encodes 479 amino acids. The record is from RefSeq and is a predicted model, not a curated record. Gene Ontology annotation, molecular function: oxidoreductase activity, acting on the aldehyde or oxo group of donors, NAD or NADP as acceptor. Lineage: Eukaryota; Fungi; Ascomycota; Eurotiomycetes; Eurotiales; Aspergillaceae.